AUGAUCUCUUUAGCUGUUAAGGGGGUUGCGGCUGUGGCCAAAACUCGUGAAAUUCCAGUAGAGACUGAUGCCAACAAACUAGUCAACUUUUGCUGCAUUAACUACAGAAUCGAUGAACAACCAAUUCCUCUGAAACCUGAUAGUGAGUACCCUGAAUGGUUGUGGUCUAUUAGGACAUCUAGGAAGCCACAACGGCUGGAUGAAGCUGAUCCAGAAUCCUAUUAUUACUGGCGUCGAUUGAGAAGACUUCAUAACCGUCACUUAAAUAAUCUGGCCAGCAUUCAUGGAUGGCAUCGCAAAGAACAUCGUGAUCCCCGAUCACAUUCCGACAGGGCCUAUGGUGACUUAAAUUACGCAUUAAAGAAGUGGACACCGGGGCAAUAG
Rodentolepis nana is the source of this 384-nucleotide messenger RNA. The record is from the annotation of a GenBank genome assembly. Lineage: Eukaryota; Metazoa; Platyhelminthes; Cestoda; Cyclophyllidea; Hymenolepididae.